CCAUGUUCGAUGAGCGCUCGAGUGCCAACCCGCUCCACCGGACCGCCCACAAGCGGUUCAGAGGCGCUGAUCAACAGGCUGCGGCCAGAGGAACUGGUGAGGUGGCGUGCUCAGCCCCGGUUGGCGACGGAUUUGCUGAAGCACUUGGUGAGGACAGCCUCAUGGAGACAAACUUGCCAGGUGUUGCAGACAAUGCGGGAGAACUGGGUGCAGAUCAAUGUUUUUCAUGCCAGCAGCGUGCUGAGUGCAUGCGCCAAGGCCCAGGAAUGGGCAGCGGCCUUCCAGGUGCUACAGAUGGAGGAUGUGGUGCCGGAUACUGUUUGCUAUAAUGCAGCCAUUGCUGCGUGCAGAAGUUGUGGACAGUGGCAGAUGGCCUUCGAAGUGUUGGACCGCAUGGGGAAGGCCAAAGCUGCGCCGAACGUCAACAGUUUCAAUGCGGUGAUCGCCGCCUGUGCCCUGCCUGGUCUGUGGGACACGGCCCUCUGGCUGCUGCACCACAUGGGCAUUGCCAGGAUCCAGCACGACAUUAUCAGCAUCAAUAGCUGCAUCACAGCUUGCGAUAAGGCGGGGCGCUGGGAGACGGCCUUGGCGCUGCUGGCGGAAACGGAGGGGGCUGACAUCGUUAGCUUCUCAGCGGCCAUUAGCGCUUGUGGCUUCGCAGAGCAGUGGCAAACUGCGCUGGCAUUGCUGGCAGGCACUCCACUAAGUCUCAACAGUGCGUUCAACAAGAGCUCUGCGCGGGUCUGUUGGAACACCGCGAUCAGUGCCUGUGAGAAGGGGCAGCAAUGGCAGCAGGCAUUACAUCUCCUGUCCUCUAUGCCGACAGCGGCGCUGAGUCCGGACGUCAUUAGCUACAAUGCGGCCAUCCGUGCCUGCGAGCAAAGCAGUUGGUGGAGAAAUGCGCUGCAACUGCUGCAGGAUGCUGGUCCUGGUGCGGAUGUGAUCACCCACAAUGCUGCCAUGGCAGCCUGCAAGUGGCGUGCUCAGCCCCGGUUGGCGACGGAUUUGCUGAAGCACUUGGUGAGGACAGCCUCAUGGAGACAAACUUGCCAGGUGUUGCAGACAAUGCGGGAGAACUGGGUGCAGAUCAAUGUUUUUCAUGCCAGCAGCGUGCUGAGUGCAUGCGCCAAGGCCCAGGAAUGGGCAGCGGCCUUCCAGGUGCUACAGAUGGAGGAUGUGGUGCCGGAUACUGUUUGCUAUAAUGCAGCCAUUGCUGCGUGCAGAAGUUGUGGACAGUGGCAGAUGGCCUUCGAAGUGUUGGACCGCAUGGGGAAGGCCAAAGCUGCGCCGAACGUCAACAGUUUCAAUGCGGUGAUCGCCGCCUGUGCCCUGCCUGGUCUGUGGGACACGGCCCUCUGGCUGCUGCACCACAUGGGCAUUGCCAGGAUCCAGCACGACAUUAUCAGCAUCAAUAGCUGCAUCACAGCUUGCGAUAAGGCGGGGCGCUGGGAGACGGCCUUGGCGCUGCUGGCGGAAACGGAGGGGGCUGACAUCGUUAGCUUCUCAGCGGCCAUUAGCGCUUGUGGCUUCGCAGAGCAGUGGCAAAUUGCGCUGGCAUUGCUGGCAGGCACUCCACUAAGUCUCAACAGUGCGUUCAACAAGAGCUCUGCGCGGGUCUGUUGGAACACCGCGAUCAGUGCCUGUGAGAAGGGGCAGCAAUGGCAGCAGGCAUUACAUCUCCUGUCCUCUAUGCCGACAGCGGCGCUGAGUCCGGACGUCAUUAGCUACAAUGCGGCCAUCCGUGCCUGCGAGCAAAGCAGUUGGUGGAGAAAUGCGCUGCAACUGCUGCAGCUUGGACAAGUUGUGGUGGCCAUAGUAGCAGAUAUUUUUGUGCGGCAUCAUUGCGUGAAGCUGAUUUUUGGCCGUAUCCUGGACGGCAGGCAGGAUGCUGGUCCUGGUGCGGAUGUGAUCACCCACAAUGCUGCCAUGGCAGCCUGCAAGUCCACCUGUUUGAGCCUGGCUGUCCGAAAUCUUCUUGGCUCAUCAGCGAACUGCAGGUUCAAUGGAGGGCUGGUGCUGUUGGCUGUCUUGGCUGCCGCCCUGCGGUCCCUUGCUUGGGUCUCUCCGGGUUUGACCCCAGUGCCGCGUGUGGGGGUGCAGCGAUGUGCUCAGGUAGACCCUGGAGACUGCAAGGCCGUACGCAACGAUGCGGUCAGCGGUGUGCAACUUCCCACCAUGGAUGAGGAUGAGCCCGCCUGGCUGUCCUUUGUCAUUGCCCGAUAUCUGGAUGAGGAGUGGGUGGAGCAGCCUGUUCACAAGGAGAUUGGUGAAGCGGUGGCGCAGAUCUACCGUGAGUCACGCGCGGAAGGUGAUGAUGACCUCAUUGCAGUUCUGGCCAAGCUGUCUUUCGGACUUAAGGACAUGUGGCGCAGCGCUGGCUUUGGAGACGCUUUCGAAGGUCCAGUGGACGUGGCCAACCGAGUGGCAGAGCUGUUGAUGCUGCGACAAGGAGGAGAAGUUUGGAGUUACGGUCGCAGCAAUUCAGAUGUCCAGCAAAAGAUGCUGAAGCGGCUUGAAGAGUAUGAAGAGGCCAGAAAGCAGCUCGCAACCGUUGGAUGA
Messenger RNA from Cladocopium goreaui, 2559 nucleotides. Lineage: Eukaryota; Dinophyceae; Suessiales; Symbiodiniaceae. The record is from the annotation of a GenBank genome assembly.